GCGGCGCGGAGGCAGCGCGUGCGGCCGGCGCUGGGCGUGGGGCGCGGAGGCGGCUGUCCCGUGGCGCGCCGGGACAUUUUUGUCCCGUGAAGAAUUGGCGCCCGGCGCGGGGGUGUUCCCGGCGCGCGGCUCAGGCGGAGCGUGGGCUCCCGGGGGGUGUGGACCCGAGGCGAGCACGACCCCGUGAGGAGUUAGUAGUUUGUCCCGAGAAAUAUACGAGUAAAUGGGUCCAGUAAUUGGAAUGACUCCGGAUAAGAGAGCUGAGACUCCGGGAGCUGAGAAGGUUGCAGGACUGAGUCAGAUUUACAAAAUGGGAAGUUUGCCCGAAGCUGGGGAUGCAGCUAGGCCAAAGGCCACUCUAGUGGGCAGUGACUCAGCCGAUGACGAACUAACAAACUUGAACUGGCUUCAUGAGAGUAGUAAUCUUCUAACAAACCUCAGGCUUGGAAGUGAAGGCCUUCCAGUGGUUAGUCCGUUGUAUGACAUAGAGGGAGAUGACAUGCCAUCCUUUGGGCCAUCGUGCUACCAGAACCCAGAAAAAAAAUCAGCAACUUCAAAGCCCCCAUACUCCUUUAGUCUUCUCAUUUAUAUGGCUAUUGAACACUCACCAAAUAAAUGUUUGCCUGUCAAAGAAAUUUACAGUUGGAUUCUGGAUCGCUUCCCAUACUUUGCCACUGCACCUACAGGCUGGAAGAAUUCUGUUCGGCAUAAUCUAUCCUUGAAUAAAUGUUUUCAGAAAGUGGAAAGAAGUCAUGGCAAGGUUAAUGGAAAAGGAUCCUUAUGGUGUGUUGAUCCAGAAUAUAAGCCCAAUCUUAUGCAGGCCUUGAAAAAGCAACCGUUUUCCUCUCCACAAAGUGCUUCUUCAUCGCCUCACUACUUCAGCUCUGUUCUGAAGCAGAGUCAAGUGCAAACUCUUAAAGAAUCUGAUAUUGAUGCCGCCACUGCAAUGAUACUUUUAAAUACUUCAAUAGAACAAGAGAUUUUAGAAUGUGAGAAGCCUCUGCCUCUUAAAACACCACUGCAGAAAAAGCGGAGCUACGGCAGCGCGUUCAGUGUCCCCAGUGCUGUGCAGCUUCAGGGGAGCCAAUCUGCAGCCUCCAGCAUUGACCCAAAAGCAGACCAUAAUUACAGUGCCAGCAGCGUGGCAGCCCAGCGUUGCGCAUCCAGGGCUAGCAUGUCUUCCCUUUCUUCUGUAGAUGAGGUAUAUGAAUUCAUCCCGAAGAGUAGCCACGGAGGGAGUGAUGGCAGCGAAGGCUUCCACAGUGAGGAGGAGACAGACGCUGAGGAUGAGGAGGAUCCUCUUGGAGACAGUGGCUAUGCACCACAGCCUCAUGAGGACAGCACUCAGAAGGGACAACCAGGCAAAAAGAUUCCCAAACAGUCAUGUCAAGAGAUUGAUGAGGAGCUCAAAGAAGCCGCUGGGUCACUGCUCCACCUUGCUGGAAUCCGCACCUGCCUUGGUUCCCUAAUAAGUACUGCAAAGGCACAAAGUCAAAAACACCGGAAAAAGUAGAAAUACUUCGAGAGUGAAGGUCUUUUAAAGUGUGGCAAUACUCUUCUACUUAACUUUUUACAAGGGAUAUCAGAGCCAUAUCGGACCUCUUUAGCUUGAGGGUGGGGGAGGGGUGCCACUUGGGGUGCCACUUGUUUCUUUCUAAAUAUUUUUUGGUUACUUUUCUUUUUUUGUUUAAUUAAACAGUUGCUCUUAGGAUCAUGCCUAAUUGUAAAUCUGACAUAAAGGACCCCACAACAUAAUUUCUGUGAAUAAGUGUCUCCCAGAUUUAGAAAAAUUUAUAUAGGAAAAUCUUUAGUCUCUGUCUUAAACUCGUUGGGAAAAAAAAUCUCUUUGUUAAUCAGUAAAAAAUUGGUAACUUGGAUUUUCAUUCUUCUUAUUCUGCUAUUAACUAGUAACUGGCAUCUAUCUCCUGUGCUUCUCUCCUGACACAGUACAAAAGGGUAAACUGGGGAUCCUUUGUCUUACCUUGUUUUCAGCUACUCUUUGUUGCAGUAUGAGUGUGGCCAUCUAUGAAAUGGGAAGAUCCUAGAUGCCUAGAACUCUCUGGUGUGUAGAGAAGGUAACCGUUCUAAGGAUUAGGAAGGCCAUUUGGGGAUGUGGCUCAUCUCAAGACUCUGAUUCCUCCUGCAACAGUCUCUUUGAAAUGUUUUUACCUCACAGUUAAUGCAUAGCAUCACUGGGGCCUUUACCCUUUCCCAGAGUACUCUGCAAAUGUUAAAGUUUUAGCGGCUAGCUGUUUUUGUUAAGUAAAAAUUGUCUGAUGAGAGGAUAUAGGCAGAGUGUGUCAUGAAAUAACAUUCAUCUUGACACAUUUGUACAGAAAGAAUCUUGCAUCUGUUUUCUGAACGUAGUGUAAUGAAGAUACAUUAUGACAUCAUAAGUAAAGGAAGGUCAUUGAGGGCAAAACUUUCCAAGCUUUGUAUAAUUAAAAUUAAAUGUGUAAUGAAUUAGACUUAAAACAUUAUUAAAUGUUCCUAUUAAGGAAAAUAUAAAGAUAAAUAUCUUCAGGGAUUUCAAAAUGCAUAUAAAAAUUGGAUCUUACAUAAAACUUUCUGAGAAGGCGAUGUAAUAGCUGUAUGUGCCAUUAAUCCAUGCUGAAAGAUUUUAUAUUACCACUUCAAAAGUGCAUUGGCUAAGAUAUUUUAAGUAUUUGAACAAAACUGCUUGUAUGAGACAGUUUUUAUAUCACUUAUACUUUGACUAUAGAAUUUAGAACAGUGAUACUAAUACUAUAACUCAUAUAUAUAUAUUUUUUACAGUGGUGAGAGAAACUUUGGGAAAGUUUAGUCUUAUUUCAUGAUACGUCCUGUAUUCUAGACAGCGACUUUUGAAUUUUUCUCAUUUAUAUGCAUAUAUACACUUGCUGUGUGCACACAUACACAGGCUCAGGUUAGUUUCCUGCUUUCAGAUGUUUUUAUGACUAUAAAGCAUUUUCUUGGAGUUUUUUAAAGAGACAAAUGUUUUUAUUUUUACUUCUAAUUUUUUUUUUCUGGGCAAUACUGUCAAAUGAGAAGAAAAACAAAAGCAUGUUUCUUAAUUGACAACACUUAAGCUAUAAUAGUAUUGAUACACUCCUGUUUUCCCUGUUAGUUGUAAUUGAAUCUGGAUAGCUGAAUUAAUGGAAUUGGUGCUACAAAAAAAAAAAAAAUAGACAUUUUUCUUUUAUUGAUAAUGCAGGAUAAGGAAUUUGGGACUUUUUAAAUUCAUAAAUGUUCUCUCUCCAGAAAACAGUUAAAUGAAGUUAGUUUUUACUGCAGACACUGAAUAAAACACCAGACAGAAGUGUGGUCUUAAUCUUACCGCGGUACACGUCUUGAAGAGAUGGUGGAGUUGAGUUGAUAGCACGGAAUUACGAAGCUAAUCAUCACACCCUUCUGGCUGGGCCCUUUACAGGGCACCGCAUGCUGUUCUGAAAGACAUGCUUUUCUGAAAGGCUCCGUCACCAGUAUUUCUCUUGUCUCUGUGCAGUGGGCAAGCCGUUCUGCAAUUGGAAGAAAAUGAUCUCAAGUAUGAGGAAAGAGUUGUCCUCAGCUCCAAGAGAAAGACCUCAUCAGACGUCAUCUUUAGGCAGUAACUUAAAUUCCUUUUUCUCCUUCAAUGGCCUCUUAUUUAAAGCAGCAGCCGUUAGCAAGGAUGAUCUGUGCCUGUGCUGCACUUAAGACUAACAAGCAGAGUUGCCUAACAACUUGCACUUAGUUCUCUUAUAGGAAAAAGUGUCUGACUUUUCAUUUGCUGCUGUGUUCAGGCAUCCAUCUCAAGGGAGAACCUUCCUAAUUUGGUUCCUUAUGUUAUUGGAAAUUAUGCUUCGGUUUGGUGUGCUCAAAUUGAAGCAUGGCUUGGAAGCAACCAGUUGAGGAAAUCUGAAUUUGUUUGUUUGUUUGUUUGUUUUUUGAGACAGGGUUUCUCCAUUCUGAAUUUUAUGAGCUAGAAAUUCCCAGUAAAUAACAAGCUUUGUGUAAUAAACACAGCUUAGAAACCCAGGGACACCAUAAAUGCUUCAAUAAUUUAAAACUGGUUUUAGCUAAGGUAUACUUUGUCUUACAUCAAAAUAAGAACUUUGUUGGAAUCAAUUCCAUUUUCAAUGGGUUCCUAAUAGAAGAUGUGUCUUAGCACUAUUAACUUCAUUUUUCACAUUGCCAAGAGAAUCAGUGUUUCUUGAGUAUGUCUUUGAAAUCUGUUUGUGCAAUAUAUUACUAAAAUAGUUGUUUUUUUGCUUUCAAAUUUAGAAUGAAACAUUGCCUAGAUCAUUAUAAAAGCCUUUUCUGUUCUCAUAGCUUGACUUCUCUUAACUCAGAUUCCUUUGUAUAUUGUAAAGUUUAGCACACGUUCUCACUGCUUUCUGAGGCAUUAUGUAAAGGGUUCAUACUAGAUUGUCAGCUAAGUAUGUGUUAGCAUAGUUCAAAGGUAGAGCAAGUAUUGAGGGAAUGCUUGUGUCUCGUAGACUGGAGGCCUUUUCAGCAGUUUAGGGUGUUGUCUCAGAUGGCAGUACCUUAACGCCCUUUGAGUCUAUAUAAAGCAACUUUUGAGGCUUUCUGGUUUACAUGUAUGUUGUGGGUUUUUUUUUUUUAAUUAUUAUUUUGAAAUGUUUAAGUUUUUAUUAAAGUUUACUCCAGUGUGUUAAUGAUGUAAUCAAAUAUUUAUUGAAAGGCAAAAUAGAAUAUUUUAAUGUUAUCCCUGCCAUUUUUUCAAGAAUAUUCUUUGCAUCUAACUGCCAGUGCCAUUGUCAAACUUGUUUUCAAAAUUGUUGUACUUUUUUAUUAAACAGAGUGCUUAAUUUUAAAGUAUUAUGUUGCCAUCAUAUAGUAUAUAAAAUGUAUAAUUGCCAAUUCAUUGUAACUAUUAUUUAUUUUUAAACUAAAGUAUAAGAAUACCUUUUGAUUAAAGAAAUUUGUUAUUAAAUUGUUUUCUCUUUUCUGAUGUAGCAUAAAAACUUGUGAGUUUAACUGCCAAUAGAUGACCAGCCACAAGUGAACCACUUCUCAGCUGCCAGCCUUGCGUAAUAGCAGAGACAACUUACAAACGUUUAGUUUUUGUAUCUAAUCUGAUUAUUAAAAUGUUUAUAAAGUUUAUUUUUACCAAAGAUACAAUUCAUUAUGAUAAAGUUGCAGAAUAAACGUCAUUUUAUAACAUU
Molecule: messenger RNA, 5147 nt
Organism: Arvicanthis niloticus (Nile rat)
Lineage: Eukaryota; Metazoa; Chordata; Mammalia; Rodentia; Muridae
Gene: Foxn2
Product: forkhead box N2
Biological process (GO): regulation of DNA-templated transcription
Cellular component (GO): nucleus
Molecular function (GO): DNA-binding transcription factor activity; cis-regulatory region sequence-specific DNA binding
Source: RefSeq, a predicted model, not a curated record